AUGGACUCCAGCCAGACGCCAAUUCAACAACAAAUACAGACGCCUUCCUUGCAGUUCAACUCCAGUCCCGACGAUACAUUUAAGAGAGAACCUGGUCCUCAGCCCACACCCAUCGUCACCAUGAACGACAGCGAUAUGCCCGUCAAGGCUGAAGUGAUGGCUCCUGCAGGAAUCUGGACCACUCCCACUCAGACUAUGAGGCCCCGGCCAGCCACGAUUCACGAGGGUUUCUCUUACACUAUGGGUGAGGAGUACGGCGGUAUAAAUCCUUGGGCCCCUUCGUCUCUAUCGCUCCAGCAAACACCCAGCGAUACCAUGUCUUCGCGGCCAGUCUCUAUGCACCAAGAGUUCUACACCCCGACCACCAUAGGGUCAAAUCCGUGGAAUCAGAAGCCUUGUGAAGACAACUUUGAGCUUCAGAAUCUCGACGGCGAUAUUAACAUAGGGCAGGCAUACACUACGGACGAAGCCAUCCCGAUUCUCGACUUGAGGUACCAGGGACCGCCUCCGGACGGCGAGUCGCUCUGCCUCGACAAUACCAUGAGCAACCGUCGCAUGUCUGGAUCGUCUUUCACUAUGUCGACAUCUGGUGGGCUUUCUGAGAUGGCAUCAUACGAGGACUUUUCGGCAGCGCUUUCAGAAGCACCUUCUUUUGGAUCCGAAUACCCGCCACCCUCCAACCGAAACUCGCUCAUGUCCUCGACGCAACUUUCUCCCGUCGCCUCUCCUCGCAUGACACCCCAGGGCAGGUCAGAGCUUGUAAGGACGCACAGCCGUGGUCGAGCAUCUCCGUCGCCGCGUCCAGGAAUUAGGACAGCACCUUACAGCGUGGAUGUUGCGAGGAAUAAGCGCUGGUCUACGGGAUCCUAUGGUCCUGGCCCCAACCGGCGGCCGUCUCCGUUUGUGUACCACCCCGGAAGCGAUAUCUUUGCCGGCCAUCAAAGGAUGGCAUCGUCAAGGCACUCAUCGCCUACUAUACCGAGCAAUCAUCUACCGCUUAACUUUGGCAAUCUACAGGCUGUGCAACAGCAUCCUUACUUGAUGCCCGGAGUGCCCGGGGCGCCGGCAUUCCACCGUAACAGUAUGCUUCUGCCUUCACAGCUUCCAUCACAGCUGCCAUCACAUGGGUUCCACCCCGACGUGCCCCACCAUCAUUUCGAGGCGCCACCACCGCUUCUCUCCCACGGUCUCUUCCGCAUGCUCCAAAGUAACGCGGACCCUCAUGCGCUCCAUGCCCAUUACACUGAUCUCUCUGACCCUCCGGACCUCUACGCAUCGCUCCACGAGGAGCAAAUCCCGCCUCCUCCGGAGGACAUGAAUCCAUCAGAUCCCGAUCUCGUCCCCCAUGAGCAAGAAUUACGGUUUGAGGGGGAUCUCUAUACUCCCCGAUGGGUCCGUGGCCACGGAAACAAGCGAGAGGGCUGGUGCGGAAUCUGCAAGCCCGGGCGGUGGCUUGUCCUCAAGAAUUCGGCAUUCUGGUAUGACAAGUCCUUUACGCACGGCAUCAGCGCAGCGACGGGAAGCCCAUUCCAGGAGCCCCAAGAAACGAGACGGAUGGACGGCAACCCGGACGUCUGGGAGGGCCUCUGUGGCAGCUGCAAUGAGUGGAUUGCGCUGGUGAGCAGCAAGAAGAAGGGAACCACCUGGUUCAGGCAUGCAUAUAAGUGUCAUACCCAUCCCAAGAUCAAGGACGCUCCUAAGCGUCGUAGGGAGAGCACCAGCCGGGCUCUCGCUCCGCCUCCCCUCACCAAGCCGAUGGCGGAUGGCCAGCCGCAGCAACCACCUUUGACCCCCCAACAGGCUCAAGCACCCCCUCAGCUUCAAUUACAACUGCAACCACAGCAGCAACAGCAACAGCAACAGCCUCCAUUGACACCGCAGCAUCAGGUUCCUCAACCACUAACUCCCGUUGGCCCGGUCCACCCGUUGUCUGCCGGCUUGAUGCCAAUGCAAGCUCAAGGCCAGAUGAUGCAGAUCCCGGUCCAACAAACUCCGCAGUUAGCGCUUCAGCAUAUGCAGCAGCAGCAGCAGCAGCAGCAGCAGCAACAACAACAGCACCACCACCCACCUCACCAUCACUUACAGCUAGUUCCUCCCCCGCGGCCGAUCCCGCAGACCAGCCACUUGAUGAUCCCCGUCGAUGGUGGAAUGCCGGGCAUGAUUUGA
Scedosporium apiospermum is the source of this 2166-nucleotide messenger RNA. RefSeq lists its product as uncharacterized. The record is from RefSeq and is a predicted model, not a curated record. The coding region runs from base 1 to 2166 and encodes 721 amino acids. The transcript has 4 exons. NCBI's taxonomy places the organism in Eukaryota, Fungi, Ascomycota, Sordariomycetes, Microascales, Microascaceae.